GAUAAUUAUAAUAGAUGGCUUUUUCGGUCUAUCAACAAUGGCAACUCGUGAGUCGUGACUCGCGUAAGGACCACAUUGAAGAAGCAGGGUUCAGAAAAGCAGAAAAAUCAUAAAAAUGGGGAGCGACGGGAAAUCGAAGAAGAGGCGCUCGUCUUCAAUCUCCGAAGAAGAAGGCAGGAGGAAAAAGUACAGAACCAGAGACGAUAGGGAGAGAAAGAAGGUCAAAAGCGACAAGAAAGAAAAGAUUAAGAGCGAGAAAUCUCACAAGCACUCCAAACGCCACUCUGAUAAAGGAAAGAAGUCUAAGGAGAAGCAUGACAGGAAACAUCACAAACGGGACCGACAGUCAUUUCAAGAGCUUUCCAACGAUGACUAUUUCUCCAAGAAUAACGAGUUUGCAACAUGGUUGAAAGAAGAGAGGGGAUUAUUUUUCUCUGAUCUUUCGUCUGAUGCUGCACGUGAACUAUUUCAACACUUUGUCAAGGAUUGGAACAGCCAAAAGCUUGAAUCCCAAUACUAUGAAGGCAUUGCAAGUGGUCCCCGGACUCGGCAUGACUGGAAACUCAUACAAAAUCAUACAUGAGAAAAUCUGUGACAUUGCUCACUGAUAGCUGUCUUCUGCCACUGCCUUUUGAGGGAGG
Telopea speciosissima is the source of this 641-nucleotide messenger RNA. Its product is annotated as style cell-cycle inhibitor 1-A. The coding region runs from base 116 to 583 and encodes 155 amino acids. The record is from RefSeq and is a predicted model, not a curated record. The transcript has 5 exons. NCBI's taxonomy places the organism in Eukaryota, Viridiplantae, Streptophyta, Magnoliopsida, Proteales, Proteaceae.